AUCCUGCUGAGGAAGAAGCAUGGGGGCCUGGCCGAGAAGGAGUCGCUGACCAAUGUCCUCACCUGACUGGCCCCCAGUCCACAGCGAUGGCCCUGUCCCCAGCUCUUGGCCAUGGACUCUCCUCAGAGCCCCUCAGUCAGCCUCAGGGUGCUCCUAGGGAGCUGGACGUUGCUGAAUGGACCAUCAUGCCUGCAGAGGAGACAAACAGGUCAGAGCAGGCCCAGGCCUCCUUGGGCCCUCCUGAACACGUCACAGGUGAACUGAAGGACACAGAGCCUGCCAGCAGUGCCCCAAGACUACCCCUGGCCUCUUCCCAUGAGCAUCAAGAUGGGGGCAAGCGCCGUGAGCAUGCUGUCUCUGGCCUGGAAGUACUAGAAACUGAGCAGGACAGCCUCCAUCUUUGUCUGUUGGGAUUGAGCUUCCAGCUACAGGACCUGGAACAAGGCCUGGGAUCAUGGACACUGGCCCACAGCAGGAUGGUCCAGCUGCAGGCCCUGCAGGCAGAGCUACGAGGGGCAGCCGAGCGUGUGGAUGCAUUACUGGCAUUUGGUGAAGGGUUGGCAGAGAGGAGUGAGCCCAGGGCCUGGGCAUCUCUGGAGCGGGUCCUGAGGGCCCUUGGAACCCACCGAGAUACCAUCUUCCAACGACUCUGGCAGCUACAGGCCCAGCUGAUCAGCUAUAGCCUGGUGCUUGAGAAGGCCAACCUCCUGGACCAGGACUUGGAAGUUGAGGGAGACUCAGACGGGCCAACACCUGGUGGAAUCUGGGGGCCCUGGGCACCUAGUACCUACCCGACUCCUGCAGAGUUGGAAUGGGACCCAGCAGGGGAUGUUGGGGGUCUUGGGCCCUCAGGGAAAAAGAUAUCUCGGAUACCAGGAGUUCCCUGUGAGCUGUGUGGCUACAGGGGACCCCAGGACAGCGGACAGGGCCUUGAGGACCUGCUCACGUUGGGGCUCAGCCACCGGAAACAUUUAGCAGCUCACCAUCGAAGGCGUCUCCGGAAGCCUCAGGACCAGAAGAGACAAGCGUCUCCCAGUCCACCGGAUGUGAUGCUGGAGGUGGAUCCCGGGGUCCCGGCUUCUGCUUCCAGGCGACCCCUGACGCUCUUCUUUCUCCUUCUCUUGUUCCUUCUGGUGGGUGCCACAUUGUUGCUGCCCUUGUCAGGGGUCCCCUGCUGUUCUCAUGCCCGACUGGCCAGGACGCCCUACCUGGUGCUCAGCUAUGUCAAUGGUCUCCCUCCAAUCUGAGUCCAUGGCCCAGACAU
Molecule: messenger RNA, 1264 nt
Organism: Microtus oregoni (creeping vole)
Lineage: Eukaryota; Metazoa; Chordata; Mammalia; Rodentia; Cricetidae
Gene: Syne4
Product: spectrin repeat containing nuclear envelope family member 4
Exons: 8
Coding region: 87-1247 (386 amino acids)
Biological process (GO): establishment of epithelial cell apical/basal polarity
Cellular component (GO): meiotic nuclear membrane microtubule tethering complex; nuclear outer membrane; nuclear envelope
Source: RefSeq, a predicted model, not a curated record